This is a messenger RNA of Paracoccidioides brasiliensis Pb18, 429 nucleotides long. RefSeq lists its product as uncharacterized. The record is from RefSeq and is a predicted model, not a curated record. Gene Ontology annotation, biological process: endosomal transport. Gene Ontology annotation, cellular component: BLOC-1 complex. The transcript has a single exon. Bases 1 to 429 code for a protein of 142 amino acids.
AUGUCAUCUACUACCAACACUUCUCUUUCCAUUGCCACCACUGCGUCCGCCCCUACCACCCACACUCAAGAAACCACGGAGGCCAAAGUCGCAUUUACCGCUUCCUUAACCUCUGUCGGAACGAAUUUGGAUGCCGACCUGCGUCAGCGCGCCCAAGCACUUCACAACAAUGAUGGCGUCAUCAAAAUGCAGGAGGAGAAACUGAGGAAUACAAUUCAGGACCUCGAGAAGCAGUCUAGGGAGCUAGAGAAGUUGGCUGAUCAGGGUAGAGAGGGGUUGAAGGAAGUUGGCGAUUUGCAGAAUUGGGCGGAAUUGAUUGAGCAGGAUUUACUAAUUGUGGAGGAAUCACUGCGUUUGGCGGAUGAGGAGGACGAGAAAAAUGGCAGGAUGAAAUGGAAGCCGGAGAGUAAGUUGAGGAGAUGGUUUUGA